AUAUAUAUAAACAAAUAAAUAUAAAAUAAGCGAAAUAAACAAAAUAAAGCAAAGCGUAAGGGGCUGUUUGCGCGGAAAGUUUUCCUCCAGUUUGGCUCCCCCGCUUGCGUCUCCCCCCACACACCCCGCCAACGAUGGACCCCUCGUACCGCAAGCUGCGGACCGUCGAGCUGCAGAAGCGGAAGGUCACUCAGUCGAAGAACGCGUCCAACUUGUCUGAGCGGAAGCUGGCCAAUGUGUACGCGCCGAAGGACUUCGACGAAGACUCCACCAUUGUCGUGUGCAACUUCCCGCAAAAGACGACGAUGAACGAGUGCAAAAACUUCAUGCAGUGGAUAGGGCCAGUCAUCAAGGUGGAGAAAAUCCCCUCCUUCAUGCAGGAAAACAACUACCUCGUCGUUUUUUGCAACCCGCACUUCGCCAAGGCCGCCCUCGAAACGCAACUUGUGUAUGAAAACAAAACGAAGCUGUUCGUCAGGCCAGUGGAGAAGAGGGAGACCCUCUGGAAAAACAUAAACGACAUGAUUUCCACGAACAUUGGGUUUUUUUCUUAACCGGGGAAAAACACAGGUGGGUAGGUAGGUGUGCAUGUGGGUAGUUAGCUACCUGGACGAUGGACACGUAGCCGCCGCCCACCCGUGUGCGCCCCUCUCCC
Plasmodium vivax (malaria parasite P. vivax) is the source of this 655-nucleotide messenger RNA. RefSeq lists its product as hypothetical. Lineage: Eukaryota; Apicomplexa; Aconoidasida; Haemosporida; Plasmodiidae. The transcript is spliced from 3 exons. The record is from RefSeq and is a predicted model, not a curated record. Bases 135 to 554 code for a protein of 139 amino acids. Gene Ontology annotation, molecular function: nucleic acid binding.